Messenger RNA from Spea bombifrons (plains spadefoot toad), 3757 nucleotides. It is a transcript of the gene ACLY, whose product is annotated as ATP citrate lyase. The transcript has 29 exons. The coding region runs from base 150 to 3455 and encodes 1101 amino acids. The record is from RefSeq and is a predicted model, not a curated record. Gene Ontology annotation, biological process: acetyl-CoA biosynthetic process; fatty acid biosynthetic process; tricarboxylic acid cycle. Gene Ontology annotation, molecular function: ATP citrate synthase activity. Lineage: Eukaryota; Metazoa; Chordata; Amphibia; Anura; Pelobatidae. Gene Ontology annotation, cellular component: cytosol.
UGUUGAUGUACCCAUGUCAGCAGAUGGUGAGGAGAGGCAGCAGUAGGAAGAGGGGGCUUUAGAGACAGCAACAAAAGGAGCUGCUACUGCAGAGAAUUUUAGUCAGGACAGCCAGAGCCGGGUAGCUGCCUUUAUACACCGGCAUCGCCAUGUCAGCCAAAGCAAUUUCAGAGCAGACAGGAAAAGAGUUCUUGUAUAAGUUUAUCUGUACAGCGGCUGCGGUGCAGAACCGCUUUAAGUAUGCCCGUGUGACCUACGACACCGACUGGGACCGGCUAACACAGGAACAUCCUUGGCUUCUCACUGAGCCUCUAGUGGUGAAGCCUGAUCAGUUGAUUAAACGUCGUGGUAAAUUGGGUCUUGUUGGAGUUAACCUUAACUUGGACCAGGUGAAAAGCUGGUUAAAGCCAAGACUGGGACAUGAGACAACAAUUGGAAAAGCAAGAGGGAUUCUGAAGAACUUUUUGAUUGAACCAUUUGUUGCCCACAAGCAGGAAGAAGAGUUCUAUGUCUGCAUCUAUGCAGCCCGGGAGGGGGACUACGUGCUGUUCCACCACGAGGGGGGUGUAGAUGUAGGAGAUGUUGAUUCAAAGGCCCAGAAGCUUCUGGUUGAAGUGGGAGAGAGACUGACUGAACAGGAUGUCAAGAGCCGCCUCCUCGUCCAUGUCGCCCAAGACAAGAAAGAGGUCCUUGCAAGCUUUAUAACUGGCCUGUUUAACCUGUAUGAGGACCUCUUCUUUACCUACCUUGAGAUCAACCCACUGGUUGUGACAAAGGACGGCGUGUAUGUCCUGGACAUGGCUGCCAAAAUAGAUGCUACUGCUGACUACGUGUGCAAGGCCAAAUGGGGCGACGUGGACUUCCCACCUCCUUUUGGGAGAGAAGCUUAUCCUGAGGAGGCGUAUAUCGCAGACUUGGACGCAAAGAGCGGGGCUAGUUUGAAACUGACCAUCCUGAACCCGCGGGGCAGGAUCUGGACCAUGGUGGCUGGUGGAGGAGCUUCUGUUGUCUACAGUGAUACGAUUUGUGAUCUUGGUGGGGUGGAUGAACUGGCCAAUUACGGAGAAUAUUCUGGAGCCCCCAGUGAACAGCAAACCUAUGAUUAUGCCAAGACCAUUCUGUCGCUCAUGACAAGAGAAAAGCACCCAGAUGGUAAAAUCUUGAUCAUUGGAGGUAGCAUUGCCAACUUCACCAAUGUGGCUGCAACAUUUAAGGGCAUUGUAAGGGCCAUUAAGGACUUUCAAGGUCCACUGAAAGAACAUGAGGUGGCAAUAUUUGUAAGAAGGGGAGGACCAAAUUAUCAGGAGGGGCUUCGCGUGAUGGGUGAAGUGGGUAAAACCACGGGCAUUCCCAUUCAUGUGUUUGGCACAGAGACCCACAUGACGGCUAUUGUGGGCAUGGCUCUGGGACACCGACCCAUACCUAACCAACCUCCAACGGCCGCGCACACUGCCAACUUCCUGCUGAAUGCCAGCGGUAGCUCCUCGACACCCGCCCCGAGCCGCACUGCAUCCUUCUCAGAAUCAAGACCAGAUGAUAUUACUCCAGCCAAAAAAUCCAAACCAGCAGUACCCAACGAUUCAGCUCCUGUCCAUGGACCAGCCAAAGCAAAGGCCACGACUCUAUUUAGCCGUCAUACCAAAGCUAUUGUGUGGGGAAUGCAGACCCGAGCUGUGCAAGGCAUGUUGGAUUUUGAUUACGUCUGUUCACGGCCCGAACCCUCUGUUGCUGCCAUGGUUUAUCCCUUUACAGGGGACCACAAGCAAAAAUUUUAUUGGGGCCACAAGGAGAUUCUUAUACCAGUCUUCAAAAACAUGGGAGAUGCAAUGAGGAAGCAUCCGGAGGUGGAUGUGCUCAUCAACUUUGCUUCUCUGAGAUCUGCGUAUGACAGUACGGUGGAGACCAUGAACUACCCACAGAUCCAUACUAUUGCAAUUAUUGCCGAAGGAAUACCAGAGGCUUUAACCAGGAGGCUGAUUAAGACGGCAGAUGAAAAAGGGGUCACCAUCAUUGGACCUGCAACAGUUGGGGGUAUCAAGCCGGGCUGCUUUAAGAUUGGGAACACUGGGGGAAUGCUGGACAACAUUCUUGCCUCUAAGCUGUACCGUCCUGGGAGUGUUGCGUACGUGUCUCGCUCAGGUGGAAUGUCCAAUGAACUCAACAACAUAAUCUCUAGGACCACGGAUGGUGUGUUUGAGGGCGUAGCUAUCGGUGGAGACAGGUAUCCUGGAUCAACCUUUAUGGACCAUGUUCUCCGUUACCAGGACACUCCCGGAGUGAAAAUGAUUGUGGUUCUUGGAGAGAUUGGUGGUACAGAAGAGUAUAAGAUUUGUCAUGGCAUUAAGGAGGGCCGGCUGACUAAACCUAUAGUGUGUUGGUGUAUUGGGACCUGUGCGACCAUGUUCUCAUCGGAGGUGCAGUUUGGUCACGCGGGCGCAUGUGCAAACCAAGCGUCUGAAACUGCAGUAGCCAAAAACCAGGCCUUGAAGGAAUCCGGCGUCUUCGUUCCUCGCAGUUUUGAUGAGCUGGGAGAUGUCAUCCAGUCUGUAUAUGAGGAUCUUGUUAGCAAAGGAGAGAUUGUGCCUGCUGAAGAGGUUCCACCGCCCACUGUGCCGAUGGACUACUCCUGGGCCAGGGAGCUGGGAUUGAUCCGGAAGCCGGCCUCAUUCAUGACUAGUAUCUGUGAUGAGAGAGGCCAGGAGCUAAUCUAUGCAGGCAUGCCUAUCACCGAUGUCUUCAAGGAGGAUAUUGGAAUCGGAGGCGUGUUAGGACUUCUGUGGUUCCAGAGACGUGUUCCCAAAUAUGCUUCUCAUUUUAUUGAAAUGUGCCUGAUGGUGACAGCGGACCAUGGCCCAGCAGUGUCUGGUGCCCAUAAUACUAUUGUUUGCGCCAGAGCCGGUAAAGAUCUGAUCUCCAGCCUGACAUCUGGACUGCUCACGAUUGGAGACCGUUUCGGUGGAGCGCUCGAUGCAGCUGCUAGGAUGUUCAGCAAAGCGUUUGACAGUGGCCUCAUACCCAUGGAGUUUGUGAACAAGAUGAAGAAGGAAGGAAAACUCAUCAUGGGAAUUGGUCAUAGAGUCAAAUCUAUUAAUAACCCAGAUAUGAGAGUACAGAUCCUAAAAGACUAUGUGAAACAGCACUUCCCAGCAACCCCUUUGCUGGAUUAUGCCCUGGAAGUGGAAAAAAUUACUACUUCAAAGAAACCCAAUCUCAUCCUUAAUGUUGAUGGUCUUAUUGGCGUUGCAUUUGUGGACCUCCUGAGAAACUGUGGUUCAUUUACACGGGAGGAGGCCGACGAGUACAUUGAGAUCGGCGCACUGAACGGCAUCUUUGUGUUAGGAAGAAGUAUGGGUUUCAUUGGGCAUUACUUGGACCAGAAGAGGCUGAAGCAAGGGUUAUACCGCCAUCCUUGGGAUGAUAUCUCUUAUGUUCUGCCUGAACAUAUGACCAUGUAGAAGCAUGAAGGACACUCCAGUGAAACAUGCUAUGUCAUUGAAUAUAUGAAGGGCGCGCUAUGAGAGCAGGUUCCCUGUAGAAGGUCUUUGCAUUCACGGGCAGUGCAGGUUAAGCGUUACAGUUACUGUUUAAUGUCUUAAUGUCCUAGUCUAUUUUUCAUGUUUUGUUUCUUUAUUCCCACUGCUCCCAGUCAUGUUUAGUAAAGCUUUUUUUAUUUUGAUAUGUGUGGAAAUGAAAUUGUGGCAUCAUCUUGUAUCCACAGCUGUAUUUAUUAAAUGGGACAGCAUAAACGUUUGUCCGA